AUGGUGCUCGACGGCCGUGUGAGGCGGUUGCAAUCGCAGUCGAAAGUGACGCCUGCGGCCUAUCCUUGUCUAUGCGAAGUGGAAUUGCUGACACAAAAAUCGGCUGAUUUAGCCCCAAAGUCAUCAGCCAAUCAGAGAACAGGAAAAGUUUGUCUGGUGCUCAGGUCCAUGAUGUCUCUUGUGCUGCCCACUUUUGCCGUAAUCCGAUUGGCUAGUCAUUGGGUUCGACGGCUCAGGUGGAUUGGUCUAGACCCUGGACCAAGGCAGACCGCGAUCGGAGGGCCUGGAUACGUGAAGUCGGAGAAAUUAGUCAACACAUCCGAAAUAUCCCGGCCUCCUCACACCCUCCACAUUGGCCGGGUCUCCCGCGCCUUCGCCGACGCCUCGUAA
This is a messenger RNA of Protopolystoma xenopodis, 390 nucleotides long. NCBI's taxonomy places the organism in Eukaryota, Metazoa, Platyhelminthes, Monogenea, Polystomatidea, Polystomatidae. The record is from the annotation of a GenBank genome assembly.